Molecule: messenger RNA, 1890 nt
Organism: Aspergillus melleus
Lineage: Eukaryota; Fungi; Ascomycota; Eurotiomycetes; Eurotiales; Aspergillaceae
Exons: 1
Coding region: 1-1890 (629 amino acids)
Biological process (GO): glucan catabolic process
Molecular function (GO): beta-glucosidase activity
Source: RefSeq, a predicted model, not a curated record
AUGGCAAGAGGAGCGACUUGGGAUAUAUCGCUCGAGCGAAGAAUCGGCCAGGCAAUUGGACUGGAAGCAAAGGCUCAGGGGGCCAACUUCUUCGCUGGAGUCUGUGUCAACCUGCCUCGUCACCCUGCCUGGGGCCGAAUCCAGGAAACAUAUAGCGAGGACCCUCUGCUACUGGGUGACUUCGGGUUAGCUCUGACACAAGGCGUGCAGGAGCAUGUCAUGGCAUGUGUCAAACAUUAUGCCCUGAACUCGAUGGAGAACGCACGAUUCCGAGUCGAUGUUAAGAUUGACGAGGAUGUGCUGCACGAGGUUUUCCUUGCCCAUUUCCGGAAGAUCAUCGAGGGUGGAGCCGCGUCCGUGAUGUCAUCCUAUAAUUCGGUCAAUGGCGAAUGGGCUGGACAGAACCAUGAUCUUUUAACAGACAUUCUUCGUGAGAAAUGGGGGUUUGACGGAUUUGUGAUGUCUGAUUUCAUGUUCGGUUUGCGAGAUUCGGCGAAAUCCGUCAAGAAUGGUCUGGACAUCGAAGCACCUUUCCGUCAGCAGAGAGCUAUGCGCCUUGAGAAUGCCCUUGGUGCAGGCGAGCUAGAUUGGUCUCAUGUGGAUCGAUCGUGCGAGAGAAUCUUACGCAAGCAACUCGAAUUCACUCUUCGCACCGCAGAAAGCCAGCCAGAUCGAUCCGUCGUAUUUUGCGAGGAACACAGAGCACUGUCGCGUGAGGCAGCGGCUCGCUCGAUGGUCCUUCUAAAGAAUGAGGUUGUUGAUGGCCAACGUAACCUCCCCUUGAAAACCGAGUCUAUAUCAAAGAUUGCCGUCGUCGGCCGGUUGGCGAAUAUUGCCAACACCGGUGACAAGGGGUCUUCGCAAACAUUCUCGCCUCAUGUCGUUACUCCACUCGAAGGAGUACGAAAGGCUUUUCCAGAUGCUGAGGUCACCCAUGCCGUUUCCUUAGAGGAAGCAAAACACGUUGCUUCUCAGGCUGACAUCGUCAUCUGUGUGGUGGGAUUCGACCAUGAAGAUGAAGGCGAAUAUUGCAUUCCAGCUCUGAGGGAAAACCCGAGCCUCCGAACAGUAUUCCCUCCGACCAACGGCCCUGAAGAUGAGCGAAUAAAAAAAAUGUAUGAAAAGGAAGGGGACGACCAGGGAACUGGAAUGACGACCGGUGUCGGUGGCGACCGUAAAUCUUUGCGGCUUCGCCCAUCUGAAGAAGAACUCAUUAAGGAGGUGACGAAGAGUAACCCUCGAACGAUUGUGUCGGUUAUUGCCGCUGGAACAGUGAUGAUGGAGUCAUGGAGAGAAGUUCCUCCGUCUAUAUUGCUCAGCUGGUAUAGUGGAUGUGAAGGUGGACACGCACUAGCAGAUGUUCUGCAGGGCAAGAUAGAUGCUAGUGGUCGAUUGCCAUUCGCCAUCCCCACAGACGAAGCCCAUCUACCUUUCUUCGAUCGGGACGCAUCCGAGAUUCGCUAUGAUCGCUGGUUUGGACAGCAUCUCCUAGACAAGCUUGAGGUCUCUUCUGCAUUCCCAUUCGGAUUCGGACUCUCCUACACCGAGUUUAGUAUACAGGAUGUCACAUGUGAGAGGAAAGCAGACAACGGGGAGGAGUUUGAAGUCCUACUUCAAGUGAAAAACCUAGGAAACGUACAGGGACGAUUUGUCGCGCAAGUAUACGGUCUUCCUGGCGUCCCAGACCUCCCUGCCCGCAUUUUGCUUGGCUUUGCUCCCAAAGAUAUCAAUCCAGCUGAGCAGGUAAUUGUACGGGUGACUGCAUCUUUGCGUCCUCUCCAGAAAUGGGUCGCCGGUAGAUUCGUUCUCCCCAAAGGCAAGGUCGCAAUCGAGGUCGGGCAGUUUUCUGGCGACAAACUGGGGGGAAAGACUGACUUGAUCCUGAACUGA